This is a messenger RNA of Phasianus colchicus (ring-necked pheasant), 3035 nucleotides long. RefSeq names its product Rac family small GTPase 3 (gene RAC3). The record is from RefSeq and is a predicted model, not a curated record. Gene Ontology annotation, molecular function: GTPase activity; GTP binding. NCBI's taxonomy places the organism in Eukaryota, Metazoa, Chordata, Aves, Galliformes, Phasianidae. Gene Ontology annotation, biological process: small GTPase-mediated signal transduction.
GUUUAAAGCCCGUCUCGCGUCGUAUCGCUGUUCGGUCCCGUCGCUGCGGUGGCCGCGCAGCCUCUCCCCCGCCCCGUCUCGAUGCUCGCAGGUUUUUCCUCACGUCUCCUUUUGUUGUUUGCGUUCCGAAGUGAAACGUGUCGCCGCUUCUGGCUUCACCGCACGGCCUGUCGUCCUUCCCGCUCUGUUCUCUGGGCUCCUUCUGAUGCCUUUGGCUGAGAACGCGGCUGUAUUCAAAAUACGGGCGUGCUGUGGACUCCUGGUGCUUCCUAACUUUUCCUUGCUUGUCUGAUGUUUUUCUCCUCGUUAUUCCCAAUGUGUGCAUUUCCGAUCGCCACAGCAAGCAUGGAGCAGAGAUGUAGAGAAGUCAUUGUGAAUGGUCUUAGGGAGCAGCUGGUCCUUCCACCUUCCUGUGCAUACAGCACCCACAAGUCUGUGUUUGGAGUCAGGUCUUCCAGUUUCUAGCUGGAGGGCCUAAAGAGGCCAGUAGGAGACUUGUCCAGUACAGCACAGCCUUGUUAUAAAGAAGACAGCAAAAGCUGUGAGUGGGGUGUGCUGGAAGUGAGCUCCAGGUCUGCAGGUCGGUGGUGAGCUUUGAAUGAACUUGGCUGAAUGAACUUGGGUACCCAAACUCUUAAGUCACAGAUACGUGCAUAUGUAAUGAAUUGCAUGUUUUCCCCAAGGUGCUGAAUUGGGAUUUAAGUUGGACAUGAGAGUGUAGUGGAGCAUAGCAGCUCCUGAUGCAACCUCCCUGGUCUGGGCAGGGGAUGUAAUGAGGGGAGAAGCAGGGUGGAUUGGUGCAGUGGUUCUGGCUGUGUAGUCCCUGUGCAGCACUGUGGUCUCUCAUCCCUGAAGUCUGUUAUGUCACUUUUCUGAGAAUCGGGUAGGGUAUAAGUGUGUCUGUUCAGGCUUACUCAAGCUCUAGCAACUGUAACUGGCACUCAAUAUUGGUUUCCCUUGAAGGUUCUCUGCAGCUCACAACUUUUACAGUAAUAAAUAAGUUGUUUUUGCUCCUGUUGCUUCUGUGUUCUUAGAAGCUUUUCCCUUCCCCUGCAGGGCCAACUGCCCUUCCUAUCUAACGCAAUUGUCAGCCAGCUGCUGCCCCUGAGUUGACCAAUCUCACCUGCCUUUGCCAAAGCUCCGAGCUGAUGUAUUAGUGAUCUACCUUGGUGCCAGAAUCUCUUUCCAAACUGUCAGUAGUCAUUUGGAAGUUUGCUUUUGUUUACGGAUACUUAUUUUUUCAUCCUUUGUAUAUAUUGACAUUCAAUUCCUAUGUCUGAAGAGCCUGAAUAACUAGUUGUGUGCUGUUCAACGUUUUCUCACCCACUGUUUGCCCAUUUUGCUACAUUAUUAUGGAUAUGUUGAGAGAGAGCACGCCCAGCACAUAACCCUAAUUUAUUUCCCCUCUUGGUUUUGGAACAAAUACAUUUUGCCUGGUGUUCUGCUGAGGCCAAAGGAGUGGAGAAAAGGAGUAGAAGAGAGCAGUGUCAGAUGCAUGCUGAGGUGGGAGCUGUAGGGAAGACCUGCUUGCUGAUCAGUUACACCACGAAUGCCUUUCCUGGAGAGUACAUCCCCACUGUGUUUGAUAACUAUUCUGCCAAUGUCAUGGUAGAUGGAAAGCCAGUGAAUCUAGGCCUCUGGGAUACAGCAGGACAAGAGGAUUAUGACCGACUGCGGCCUCUUUCCUAUCCACAGACGGAUGUUUUCUUGAUCUGCUUCUCCCUCGUGAGUCCAGCCUCCUUUGAGAAUGUCAGAGCCAAGUGGUACCCUGAGGUCCGACACCACUGCCCAAAUACACCUAUCAUCUUGGUGGGCACCAAGCUGGACUUAAGGGAUGAUAAGGACACCAUCGAAAGGUUACGUGAUAAGAAACUGGCUCCCAUCACCUACCCCCAAGGUUUGGCCAUGGCUCGGGAGAUUGGCUCGGUAAAGUACCUUGAGUGCUCUGCCCUCACACAGCGGGGCUUGAAGACGGUGUUUGAUGAAGCCAUCCGGGCUGUGCUCUGCCCGCCGCCCGUGAAGAAGCCUGGCAAAAAGUGCACCAUGUUCUGAGGGCUGUGGCCUAGGUGCUGGCUCAGCAUGUUGUUGUCCUCCGACAGAUUGCAUAUUAGCUGGGUGUUUCUGGAGGGGGCUGGGAUGUGUAGGGCCCUUCAUCAUGUACGAAGUCAGUGUUUUUUAAAUGUCUCUUUGAUUUAACGUCAGUGUUGAUGUGAAGGGGCAGUGGGGGCAGGAGACUAGCUGGGGGCUGCACAGCCCUCAGGAAAGUACAAUGGGGAAGGCAAGAUAGCUCCUUGGGGCAACAGGCUGUUUUGGCUCUCCUGAACUCCAAGCUGAAAGGGCUGAGACAUCCAUCCUGUGCUGGAAACACCUGUGUUUCAUCUGCAGGUGUAACACGUGCUGAAGAUCCUUGUGGGAGUGGGAAGGAAGCUGAUAUAAGUGGUGGUGAAUGACAAGAGCAGCUGGAAGAGUAGAAGGGUCUCCUUGCCCAGCCUACUGUGGCUAACAGUUAACAAAUUGGUGCUCUAUCAGAUACGUGCCUGAGACUGUUGAAGGAAUCAUAACCAGCCCCAGAAGGGGUCAAAGUAAACGAAAUGUGAAGCUGAAGAACUAAUCAUUAGGUGCUUAAUUGGAUACUAGCCAAACUCAGUGAGUGAAACAGCCUUGUGCAAUCAAUGUAUUUGCCUUUUUGUGUGCACACCCUAGGACAGCAUGGUGCUGCUCCCCCCCAUCAGUCUUUAGCAGGGCCUCCCCCCACAAUCCAGUCUCUGCAGAGCAGGGCUGAGGUUGUUGCCUCUGUUUUGUUUUUUUCUACUAAAGAGAGCAAAGGAAGCAAUGAGGUGUCUGCUAACUUCUUCUUUCCCUUCCCAAGGAAAAUGCAGGCGGGCUUUAUGGGUUUGGAUGGAACAGGGAAAGCUUCUGAAGGGUUGUGUUUGUAGGGGGGAAUAGGGUUGGAAGAAAGACAGAUCCAAUUUCUAAUCAUCAUGUAGAGUGAUAAGAUAAAACCUUAUUUGGUGCAAUAAACAUUCUCCAUGACA